Molecule: messenger RNA, 1602 nt
Organism: Rasamsonia emersonii CBS 393.64
Lineage: Eukaryota; Fungi; Ascomycota; Eurotiomycetes; Eurotiales; Trichocomaceae
Product: Imidazole glycerol phosphate synthase subunit hisF
Exons: 3
Coding region: 1-1602 (533 amino acids)
Biological process (GO): L-histidine biosynthetic process
Molecular function (GO): imidazoleglycerol-phosphate synthase activity; oxo-acid-lyase activity
Source: RefSeq, a predicted model, not a curated record
AUGCCCACAGUGCACCUGCUUGAUUAUGUUGCUGGGAACGUUAGAUCUCUAGUCAAUGCAAUCCGAAAGGUUGGCUAUGAAGUAGAAUGGAUCAAAUCACCUGAGGAAAUUCGCAAUGCAGAGAUACUGAUUUUGCCGGGAGUUGGACAUUUUGGGCACUGUCUUUCUCAACUCGCUGCGGGUGGCUUUUUGGAACCAGUUCGGAAGCAUAUUGAAUCAGGCCGACCUUUCAUGGGUAUCUGUGUCGGGCUGCAGGCACUUUUCAGUGGCUCUGACGAAGACCCCAAAGUUCCUGGCCUAGGGUUGAUACCAAUGCGACUACGAAGAUUCGAUGACAGUAACAAGAGCGUACCACACAUCGGAUGGAACUCAGCUAGGAGCACCAGUCAGGAAGGCUCCACGUCCACAACUCUCUAUGGACUGCGUCCAGAUAGUAAAUACUACUACGUUCAUUCAUAUGCUGUCCCUUACGAGGCUGGCGUGCUCGAAAAAGAAGGAUGGUCGGUCGCUACGGCUAUGUACGGAGAAGAAGAAUUCGUUGGCGCGAUAGCACGAGGAAAUGUCUUUGCGACACAAUUUCACCCUGAGAAGAGCGGACAAGCAGGCUUGCGCACAAUUCGCGCUUUUUUGACGGGCCAAAAGUUCGAGUCCUUUGAGAUAUCUCCACGGGAAGCUGAAAAGCAAGACGGAUUGACUCGAAGAGUUAUUGCAUGUCUUGAUGUGCGAACGAACGAUGAAGGAGAUCUCGUUGUCACAAAGGGGGAUCAAUAUGACGUGCGAGAGAAAGACGGAAUAAAUAGCGGUGGUAAAAUAAGGAAUCUUGGCAAGCCGGUCGACAUGGCAAGGAAGUACUACGAACAAGGCGCCGACGAAGUGACAUUUUUGAAUAUCACAUCUUUUCGAAACUGUCCUUUGAAGGACACUCCCAUGCUGGAAAUCUUACGGCGAACUUCGGAAACAGUGUUUGUGCCCCUCACGAUCGGCGGGGGAAUAAAGGAUUCGGUAGACACAGAUGGGACUCAAGUUUCUGCGCUGGACGUUGCUACGAUGUAUUUUAAGUCUGGUGCUGACAAGAUUAGCAUUGGUUCUGACGCCGUCAUUGCUGCGGAAGAGUAUUAUAAAAACGGGAGGAAAUUGACUGGAAAGACUGCGAUAGAGCAGAUAUCGAAGGCAUAUGGGAAUCAAGCCGUGGUUGUCAGUGUGGAUCCAAAACGUGUCUACGUUAACGGGCCUGGUGACACUAGCCACCACACAAUCAAGACGGCGUAUCCAAAUGCUCAAGGCCAAGACACUUGUUGGUAUCAAUGCACUAUCAAAGGAGGUAGAGAAUCUCGUGACCUCGACGUUCGUCAACUGGUACAAGCAGUGGAAGCAAUGGGAGCCGGCGAGAUUCUUCUGAAUUGCAUCGACAAAGAUGGGAGCAACAGCGGCUUUGAUCUGGAAUUGAUUCGUGAUGUUAAAGCUGCUGUCAAAAUUCCGGUGAUAGCCUCUAGUGGAGCUGGACACCCGGUUCAUUUCGAACAAGUUUUCAAGGAAACCCCGGCAGAUGCGGCACUGGGAGCUGGCAUGUUACUGGGCAAGGUUGCAGGUGGUAGGUACUAG